ACUCCCCACACCCCGACAGCAGACGGUCCACUGCAGUCUAGGAGUGAAGGUGUGUAGCGAUCGAUCCCAGAAUGACCAGACGCGGAGUCAUCUUGUUAGCCCUUGUGGCACUCGCCUACGCUGCGGAGCUACAGGUGGAGGACAUAAAAAAGGAAGAGAACUGCGAACGGCCGUCCAAGAAGGGUGACAUGCUGACGAUGCACUACACAGGCACACUUGCAGAGGACGGAAAGAAGUUUGACUCAAGCUUGGACCGGGAUCAGCCGUUCAACUUCCAGCUUGGUGUAGGUCAGGUGAUCAAGGGAUGGGACCAGGGCCUGGAGAACAUGUGUGCUGGGGACAAGAGGCGACUCACCAUCCCCCCUGAGUUAGGCUACGGUUCACGCGGCGCCGGAGAAGUCAUCCCCCCUGGUGCCACACUGGUGUUUGAAGUGGAACUUAUCUCAAUUGAUGAUGCCCCACCUUUGGUCAACGUGUUCAAGCAGAUUGACGAAGAUGAUGAUUCACAACUGUCUAAGGAGGAGGUGCUAGAUUAUAUCAAGACUCAGAUCCCCGCUGAGGAAGUUGAAAAGGGCCAAGAUCCUCAUAAGAUCACGGAAGAGAUUUUUCAUCACGAAGACAAGGACAGGGAUGGCUACAUCUCCCAUGAGGAAUUCUCUGGACCUAAGCAUGAUGAGCUCUGAGCCUCCACAUGCCAACUAGGAGCUGCAUCCAUCAUCCCAAGCAUUAAUAUGGGAUUGCUUCUACUUCUUUCUCAAACUAAACAUAGGGAUGCUCAUAACUCGAAAUUUUUUUUAAUGAAAUUACCAAAGUAAUUUAUUUUUUUAAUUCGCUUCAUAAGAUAUAUAACAGGGAUAGUGAGUCGAGCUUUAAGACUAUGUGUAGGAAUCUUAAACCCGCCUGUUAGUUUUCCAUUUCUGUCCCAUGUAGCAGUCAUCAUUGCCUUGGAUGUGAUAUCAACAAUGGGAAGGAUGGUUGCCAUUUCGAAACUUUACCUGCAUUCAUGAGACUAAAAGUAAGUGUGAAUUUAGGUUCCACAGAUCCAGUUUGUCAAUAGAUAAGAGAUGAUAUUUUUCCACUGUCCAGCCGAUAUGAUUGUGGACUUGGGCUUAAUGUGAUAUAUAUUAAUUUUUGCCCAAGCCUUGAUGGUAAUUGCUCAUAGGGUGCAUUCAAUUUCACUUGUAUAUACUAAUAAUUGUCCAAUUUUAUACCUGUUGGCUUCUCCUAGAUGCUAUGUACAGUUGCAAUGUGAAAUGAAUUUUUAUGCACAAACACUUUAUUCACAACAUUUUUAGAACUGUUUUUAUAAUUUAAUAUUCCUGUCUAGACAUAAUAUAAUUUUAACAAGAGAAUGCUAAAGAGUUGUUAUAUGUUUUAUAUAAUUUCUAUUACACCUUCAAGGAUGAAUAUAUUGUUAUCCUAAAGUGUCAUCUAUAUAUCCCUCCCGAAACUUCUCAGCAUGGUUUAAGUUACUAUAUACCUUACUGCAGAGCUGUUAGCAUGGUACAGUACAAGGUUUUUAUGGUGGUGUAAAGCACUGUGCAAGAUCACACUUAAGUUUCACCCGCCCCUCACAAUGUAUGUACUGUACUCCUUGUUAUUUUAUUAUAAGCUAAAAAUUAAAAUGCCACAAAAGUGAAUGACCUUCUUCAUCUAUUAUCCUAAGCCACAGAUGUAUAUAUCCAUUUCUAACAAUGUUAUGGUUUGAUAAUAGAUUCCAGAUAAUUUAGUGUUUUUAAAUGCAGAGCAAAGGUUAACUGUGGCAAUGAACACUCCAGGGUAAGAUUUAUUUUGCAACUACAGCUUACAGUCUUCCUUUUUUAAGUCUCAAAUUUUUUUUAAGAACAUCACAGUUAUUUCCUCACACAGCUUUGAUAAGCUAUAUUUAUUUAAUAUAUAUAAUUUAAGUGGGGUUAAAGUGUUGUUGCAGCUUUCAAAACUCAUGUUAGUACAGUAUUUUAUAAUCACACGUUUUUAUUAUAUUUUUACUUUUAAAUUGCAUAUACAAUACUGUAUACAGUACCGUAUGUAUACUUGCAACUACUCAUAAAAUAUCCUAUAGUAAUGUAUUCACUUAUGAAAACAUGUAAUCAAAAGUACUGUGGCUUCCAAGUUAUACGUUAAAGAAAGACAAAAAUAUGCAUGAAGUGAAUGUUAUCCACUUUUAAUAUUCCUGUAAUUCAGAUGAGUCCCUGAUGUCUGUAGCAGCUUUUGUAUGAAUGUAUAAAUGUCAUAAAUCAGCAGACACUCUUAUCAUGUUACUGUUUGGCUUUCCAUAGAAAAUUUAAUCCCAAUGCUCAGUGUUAGAACAGUUGAUAAGAGCUGGUUGAUGAAAGGUGUACUGUACUGUGUUAUAUAUUCUAUUACUGAGUCACAGAGGUGAGUCCAUAUGCUACACUGGGAUUGGCUGUCAGAAUUUGAAAUAAUGUAUAGUUUUAAUAUUUAUGAAGACCCACUUUAGUAAGUACUGGAUUAUAAAUAUAAAAAUCAAUAGAAUUCUGAGUGACAUUUCCUGAAAAAGACGACUGGUGUGCUGAGCGAGCUGUACCUAGCAGUUAGACAUUCCUAGUGCAUUAAUCUAGCUCUUACCAAUAAGCUGACUUUGUAAUUAUAGAAAUUUUGACAUAGAGAUUUGUAUUUAUAUUUUCUUGUUGGAUUUUAAUACUAACUUUGUACUCUGAUCAAUCAGUAAAUUUUUUUAAAUGUA
Molecule: messenger RNA, 2707 nt
Organism: Homarus americanus (American lobster)
Lineage: Eukaryota; Metazoa; Arthropoda; Malacostraca; Decapoda; Nephropidae
Gene: Fkbp14
Product: FK506-binding protein 2-like
Exons: 4
Coding region: 72-683 (203 amino acids)
Molecular function (GO): calcium ion binding; peptidyl-prolyl cis-trans isomerase activity
Source: RefSeq, a predicted model, not a curated record